GGGGAGAGCCUGGCGUGCCCUGGUGCGCAGGCGCAGUGGCCCGACGACGGACCGUGUGUUUCCAAAAUGGCGGCAGCGAUGGAUGUGGAUACCCCGAGCGGCACCAACAGCGGCGCGGGCAAGAAGCGCUUUGAAGUGAAAAAGUGGAAUGCAGUAGCCCUCUGGGCCUGGGAUAUAGUGGUUGAUAACUGUGCCAUCUGCAGGAACCACAUCAUGGAUCUUUGCAUAGAAUGUCAAGCUAACCAGGCGUCUGCCACUUCCGAAGAGUGCACGGUCGCGUGGGGCGUCUGUAACCAUGCUUUUCACUUCCACUGCAUCUCUCGCUGGCUCAAAACACGGCAGGUGUGUCCGCUGGACAACAGAGAGUGGGAAUUCCAAAAGUAUGGGCACUAGAAAGAAUUCUUCCAUUGAGCUCAACUGUUAUUCAUUUAAUGACUUGCCCUCAUGUUACUUAAGUAUAAAUUAAAUAGAACUGUGUCUUUUCUGUGUUGUCGUUCAGCCAUAUUGUAUUCUGUGUCAAAUAAAAUCCAGUUGGAUUCUAGAACA
Molecule: messenger RNA, 546 nt
Organism: Suricata suricatta (meerkat)
Lineage: Eukaryota; Metazoa; Chordata; Mammalia; Carnivora; Herpestidae
Gene: RBX1
Product: ring-box 1
Exons: 5
Coding region: 67-393 (108 amino acids)
Biological process (GO): protein ubiquitination; ubiquitin-dependent protein catabolic process
Cellular component (GO): nucleus; cullin-RING ubiquitin ligase complex
Molecular function (GO): ubiquitin protein ligase activity; cullin family protein binding; zinc ion binding
Source: RefSeq, a predicted model, not a curated record